Molecule: messenger RNA, 5831 nt
Organism: Homalodisca vitripennis (glassy-winged sharpshooter)
Lineage: Eukaryota; Metazoa; Arthropoda; Insecta; Hemiptera; Cicadellidae
Product: trifunctional purine biosynthetic protein adenosine-3-like
Biological process (GO): 'de novo' IMP biosynthetic process; adenine biosynthetic process
Cellular component (GO): cytosol
Molecular function (GO): phosphoribosylformylglycinamidine cyclo-ligase activity; phosphoribosylamine-glycine ligase activity; phosphoribosylglycinamide formyltransferase activity
Source: RefSeq, a predicted model, not a curated record
GGUGUGGUGGUGGCAGAAAGCAGAGAUGAGGUUUGCGCUGCUAUCGAGGAGGCUCUGGUGAACAACAAGUUUGGAACAGCUGGAAACACAGUUAUUGUGGAAGAACGGCUGGAGGGUCAUGAAGUUUCGGUAUUAGGGUUCUGUGAUGGUCGCACUGUUAAAGCAAUGGUGCCAGCUCAGGAUCACAAGCGAGCCCUGAACGGAGACCUGGGCCCCAACACAGGAGGGAUGGGAGCCUACGCUCCCUGCCUCCUUCUGUCUCCACGGGCGUUGAAGAGUGUAGAGGAGAACAUUUUGCAGCGUGCUGUGAAGGGACUCAGUGAGGAAGGAUGUCCGUUUGUUGGGGUUCUGUAUGCUGGUUUAAUGAUGACAAGAACUGGGCCGAAAGUGUUGGAAUUCAAUUGUCGCUUUGGUGAUCCUGAGACGGAAGUUUUACUGCCACUACUGGAAUCAGACCUGUAUGAAAUAAUGCUGGCGUGCUGUGAGGGCAGACUGGAAGAACAAAAUAUUGAGUGGGAGAAGAACAUGUCUGUGGUUGCAGUCAUCAUGGCGUCCAAGGGCUACCCAGAAUCAUCCAGCAAAGGGGACGUAAUUGAAGGUGUGAAAGACGUGAUGGAGAGUUCUGGCACUCAGGUGUUCCACUGCGGUAUGGGAAUGGUAGACGGUAAAUUGGUAACUGCUGGAGGCCGAGUGCUUGCUGUCGUCUCCAAGUCCGAAUCUUUGUCGAUGACUGCCACUCUGGCCACUGCCGCUUGCCAAAGGAUACACUUCCCCGGCGCUCAGUUCCGCACUGAUAUAGCCCACAAGGGGAUCCCAAGGUGGAUUCUGAAGCGAGGAAAGUUGACGUAUAAGGCAAGUGGGGUGGAUAUCGCGGCCGGGGAUGCUCUGGUGUCAACGAUCAAGCCAGCAGUGGCUGCCACGUCACGUGCCGGCGUGAUGGGACAGCUGGGAGGCUUUGCAGCAGCAUUUGACUUGAAAGAGGCUGGAUAUGAGGACCCUAUAUUGGUCUCGGGCACUGAUGGAGUGGGAACAAAGCUGAAGAUUGCCCAGGAAUGUGGACAGUACUCCUCUCUGGGUCAGGAUCUGGUGGCUAUGUGUGUCAAUGAUGUGCUGUGUCAAGGUGCUGCCCCUCUAUUCUUCCUUGAUUAUUUUGCGUGCGGCCAUCUUGCAGUGAAUGUUGCCGGAGAGUUUAUCAACGGUGUUGCUGAAGCAUGCAACCUAGCGGGGUGUGCUCUUGUAGGUGGAGAAACAGCAGAAAUGCCGGGAUUGUACAAGGAUGGAGACUUUGAUGUGGCAGGAUUUGUGGUGGGAGCUGUGGAGCGAAAACACUUAUUACCCCGAGUGUCGGAGAUUAGCGCCGGAGAUGUGGUGAUCGGAGUGCCCUCCUCUGGUCUACAUAGCAAUGGGUUCAGUUUGGUCCGCCGAGUCAUGGACCUGCAUGGCCUCUCCUACGAUAGCCCGUCUCCUUUUAGUAACAAGACUCUUGGGGAGGAGUUGCUGACACCAACCAAGAUAUACGUGAAGGAUGUGAUGCCGUUUAUAGACAAGGUGAAGGCCAUCGCCCACAUCACCGGUGGAGGUUUAGUGGAGAAUAUCCCUCGUGUACUGCCCUCAGAUGUCUCUGUGCGUCUGGACGCAUCUCACUGGCCUUUACCACCCGUCUUCGGUUGGCUCGCAGUUGCAGGUGGAGUGGGCAAGAAGGAACUGCUGCGCACAUUCAACUGUGGAAUUGGACUCGUGCUGAUUGUCGCCCAGAAAUAUGUGGAGGAUGUUCGCCGUGGGAUACCAAACGCUUUAGUUAUCGGCAAUGUCAAGAAAAGAAAUGAAGAUGAGCCUCAGGUGAUAGUGAAGAAGUUUGGAGAAUUGUUCGAGACACCCAUGCUGCCUCAUGUCAGUUCCCAUGUCACUCAACUGUCAGCCAGGAAGCGAGUGGCAGUGCUUAUCUCUGGUAGUGGCACUAACUUGCAGGCACUUAUAGAAGCUACAGCUGGUAAUGCCAGUGUCGCCAUGGGGGCUCACAUUGUUCUAGUGAUAUCCAACAAACCUGAUGUCAAAGGUUUGAAAAGGGCUCAGAAAGCUGACAUAAAAACUGAGGUUAUCAAGCAUACUGACUAUCCUAGCCGACUCGAGUUUGAUCAAGCCAUCCAUGAGUGUCUGGUCGCCCACAAGGUGGACAUUGUCUGCCUUGCUGGUUUCAUGCGGGUGUUGACUGGCGAGUUUGUGCGGAAGUGGCGCGGGCGCAUGAUCAACAUCCACCCAGCACUGCUACCACUGUUCAAGGGCACGCACGCACACAGGCAGGCUCUGGAGGCUGGCGUCAGGGUCACCGGCUGCUCCGUGCAUUUUGUCGAGGAAGACAUAGAUAAUGGUGCCAUCAUCGCUCAGAAGGCUGUAGACAUACUACAAGGAGACACUGAGGACAGUUUGAGUGAGCGAGUGAAGCUUGCGGAGCACGCCAUCUACCCACAAGCCCUUAAACUACUCGCUACUGGAAAAAUACAUCUGGAUGAAAAUACUAAUAAGAUAGUCUGGAACUAACUCUCUGAUCUGUCUAGUCAGGUAUUAACCCUAGAUCUGGUGCCACCGUAAAAGUUCAAAAUGAUCAUUAUAUCAGCACUAUGCAAGCCUACAUUAUUUUUAAAUCACAAAGAAUAUAUGCCAUGCUCAAAUAUAUAUAUAUAUAUUUAAUAUAUAUAAUUUUUUUGUUAGGAAUUAUAAAUUACAGCGGUAAUGUGAAAAUUGUAAAUGAGAUUAAUGUAAAUGUUUGGAUCUUUCACACUAAAUCUUCUUUAUUCCCUUUUUUGGGAUAGUAAAAUAAAAAAGAUCCAAAAUACCAAACUUUUACAUGGAACAAAUAUAUGAACUUAUUUUUUUUAUUUGCAAAAUCAAAAUAAAUUGUUUUGCAUAAACCAAAACCUUUUUAGUAUCAAAUUUGAAAUCAUCAACACAAAAAGUGCUCAUGUCUAAUGUUGAUAAAUGUUUUGUAUUUUUUAUCGUUUUUGUAUUUUAUAAGCUUUUAAACAAGCCUAAGUUUUUAAAUUUGUAAAAAAUUGAACCAUCAAAACUAAAAAUAAAGUGUUUGAUUAUUUUUCUUAUUUGAAAACUCAGAUUUCUAACCCAAAAAUAAAAUAGAAAAAUUUGUGAUAUGUUUACCCUUACUGUAGAUCAUUAAUCACAAUGUAACAGAUGUGCAAAAAAUUACAAAGUGGUAAAAAUAAAUAUUAAGUUGUUGCGGAGCACAAAAUAAAAAAAUCUGCACGAAAUAACACAUUUUGUAAACACUACACUGUACUUUGUAAAAACUAUCACAUUAUUACUAUCAUUAUUAUUGAAAGAAUGCGAUUACUAGCACAACCAAACUAAAUGGGAAAAUAACUAGGCUACUUUCACGGAUGACACUAAUUUUUAUUUUCGUUUUAACAGAAAUACAAACUCUUAAUUUCUGCCUACUUGUAACCCAAAAUAUCUUUAUGUACAUCAAUGUGUAAAGAACCAAUGAUUUUUUUCAUUACGAUAACUCAGUAACUAAAUGUGAAAGCCAACAUUUAUUGGCCAUAUGUCAACGUGUGGGCGUACUGGUAUAGAAGUAUCCAUUGUAGGAUUUGCAACGAAAAUUCUAAAACAAAUGUAUUCACAGUAGAAGCAAUCAGUUUUGUACAACAGAAAUAGAUUGUAGACGUACAUGUGACUCCACCAGAUUUAGUGUUAACUUCCUAUAGAUGAGCUUUAUCAUGACUGAAAUUAAUGUUUCUACAAAUAUUGUGUUAUAUUAGUUAGAUUAUGCCUAAUACAAAUACUUUACAUUUUGACAUUUAUAAUGAAAGUAAUGUUCAUGCCAUAAAAAAUUUGAAAUUAUUCUUAAAUUUGGUAGGAAUGCUGCACUGCCACACUAUAUUAAUAUAUUUAAGAAUGUUUUAAAAUUAUUGUAUUCCACUAAAAAGGCAAUCAGUAUGAUUUAUUGUAUUUUUUUGUUUGAAGGAAUACAAAAAUUAAAGUGUAUUGGUUUUUUAUAACUGUAUAAAUUAUACAGAAAAAAUAUUUUAAAAGUGCCUAGUAAAGUUUUGAAAAAAUACAUGACACUGUACCAGCAUUGCACUUUUGAGUGGAGAGUCCAUUUAAUCAGAAAAUGUUAAAAAGAAGCAAAACUUUGUACUGAUAAAGAAAAUAUAGAAUUUCUUCAACAACAAUUUUUCUAAAAUGAAUGUAUAUUGCAAGAUAUUGUUUGUAUUGAAAUGAACUGCACUAAAUCAUACAGGUAACAUAGCAUAUCCUGGUAUAUAAAUAAUUGAGAUAAAGUAUUACAUAUAACCGUUAUUAUUUAUUAGAAAAAUACAAGGAACACAGUAUUGUGAAUAAUGCAACAAAGCACAGUUAACUGGCCUUUGAAGCCAUGUAUUCAUGUUUUUUUUUUAAAUUGAUUAAAAUUGUCAGUUUUCAUGAACUUAUCUAAGUUGAUUGAUUGAAAAUGUUGAAUGAAACUGGUUUAAAUUGUCAAUUUUAAUUCGAGUCAUCAAAGACAAUGGAUUGUUUUUCGGUCAAAUGAGAUUCAUUUUCAAAAGAUCUGUCGAUUGCUGCAUGUGCAGUUAACAGGCUUUACUUACAGCAUUUAUCAGCUCAAAGUUAUUAACGUUGGUGUUAGUAGUCGUUGAUGUUUUUACGACACAAGCCACUGUUACAGUCGUUAACAAUUAUAAUACAGCACUUCACUUAUCAUAGUACUGAAUACUGUGUUUUACAGUAAGUGUAAAGGAAAUUAAAUGAAAAUCCCCUUUAGUUCUUCAAGUGAAGUUAGAACUACAUAGCCCUUUCUUACACUUAACCUGAAAAGUAAGCUAUUUGCAACAUUUAUGCUACUAGUGAGCUAAAAAACAAAGAGUGUUCUUUCAAUAUCUUGUUCAUUUAUAAAUAGGUGUUUGUUUGUAUUCAUGGCAUUAUUUUUCAUUUUUGCUGUUGUUUUUCUCCAAUUAUGUCCGACUUUUUCUUAAAGUUUUUCAAAGUCCCAAAAAGUUGAUAUUUAUUAUUGAUUUUUUGCAUAAAAUACUUUUGUGUGCCAUUUAAAAAUUUAUUAUUUUUAAAAUUAUAAAGUGCAUUUUCCUUUUACGUUUUUAAAAUUAUUUUUUUUAUCAUUUUUGUGUGAUUUAUGAUAAAAAUUGAGAUAUAAAUUGACAGUUGAAAUUAAACUAGUGUUUAUAGACAAAAUAUGUUAUAUUUUUGUGUAAACAUUUUAACAAAUUUUUUAUCUGCAGAAAAUAUUUACAACUAUGAUAAAUCAACUCCAAUAUUUUACUAUAUUAUAGUUAAAAAGUACAGUUUUGGGAAUAUCUGUCAAUCAUUAUUGCACAUAAGAUCAAAUAUUUGGGAUAUACUGUUUUUUAUUAGGUAGUUUGAUUUUAAUUUGAAGUUUAAUUGAUGUUGAAAAAUUAUAUUUAGAAACAAAAACUUAUUUAUGGUUUAGUGUACUCAAUAUGACAUUUUGAUUUCUUUAUAGUUUUGUUUUUAUUGAGAAAAUUAUUGUUAUUUAGGUCUAAGCUUAGUUACAUUAAUUUUAACUUCUACAGGGUAAAAAGAAUUCUUGUUGCUGUAUGAUUUAUUUAGUUUUUAAAAUUACCAUUAUGGAAGUAAAUAAAUAACUCAACAACGUAUCAUAUAUUUUGUAAAAUUCCAAAUCUCAGAGACAGCUAAUCCAAAUGUAUAAUGUAUUCAAUGGGAUUUUAUAUUUUUAUAAAUGUUUUGUAUUGUUAAGUUUAAGAGAUCUGUUUAUACAUUCCUCACUUUUGUACGUCCAACAACGUUUUUUGUUCUUUUACAUUAUACAUUGUUACAACAUAUAA